UUUGGUAAUGAAACAUCCAGGUUCACAGAGCACCAAGGAGCCCCCAGAUCCGAAUCCAGCAUCUCCAGCCCCAGGUGGGGUCUCGGUCCGGGUGGCGCCAAGCUCUGCUUCUUCCCCUCUUCCUCCCUUCUCCAGAGCCACUGCAGUGCCAGCGGAGAUCCGGGCGAGUACAACCUGCGUUCUCGCACAGUGUUGUGUGGCACAUGUGGGCAGCCGGCAGAGAAGUCAUCCGGGGGAACGAAUGUGGGCACCAGCACCAUGUCCACCGGCUCCUCCUCCUCCAGCUUGACCAUCACGCGCAGCUACCGCAGUGGAGGCACCAACCUCGGGGAGAGCCUCCUGCCCCGCACCUACAUCCUGGGCAGCUCCACCCCACGCCAGCAGGGUCCUUCAAACUGCAGCAUCAUGUAAUCGUCCGACGUUCCCGACAUGCACUCAAAUCUGCUUUAUGGAGCUC
Messenger RNA from Thamnophis elegans (Western terrestrial garter snake), 457 nucleotides. RefSeq names its product prelamin-A/C-like. The annotation marks the transcript as partial. The record is from RefSeq and is a predicted model, not a curated record. NCBI's taxonomy places the organism in Eukaryota, Metazoa, Chordata, Lepidosauria, Squamata, Natricidae. The transcript has 2 exons.